Molecule: messenger RNA, 1386 nt
Organism: Westerdykella ornata
Lineage: Eukaryota; Fungi; Ascomycota; Dothideomycetes; Pleosporales; Sporormiaceae
Exons: 2
Coding region: 1-1386 (461 amino acids)
Cellular component (GO): membrane
Molecular function (GO): glycosyltransferase activity
Source: RefSeq, a predicted model, not a curated record
AUGCCCUACCGCACAUUCCUUUGCCGGUUAAUCUUCUGCGCUGUGUUUAGCGUGUCCUUCAUCAAUCUGUUCACAAGAGCGAGCUCACCUAUCUCAUUUUCGCCAGCGACGAAUUCAUCAGGUGGAGAUGCUUUCUGUUCACAAUCGCCUCUUUCUGAUGACGUUCUAAUUGUGUUGCGGACUGGUGCGACAUCCUCGCGAGAGAGGGUGCCGGUGCAUUUCAGAACUACACUGCGAUGUGCGCCCCAUUUUGUCGUCCUAUCCGACUUGGAUGAAGAGAUCGACGGUCAUGCGGUUCAUGACGUCCUUCUCGACGUCAGCGAGGACACAAAGCGUACGCACGAGGAUUUCAAGCUUUACCAUCACUUGCAAGAGCAUGGAAGAGACGGUCUACCACAGCAGAAGGUCCUUACCACCCAGUCCGGCUCAUUCAAAGGCGACUACCUGAACACGGAAAACAAAGGCUGGAGACUCGACAAGUGGAAAUUCCUCCCCAUGAUAGAUCGCGCGUUCCAUAGCAUGCCCGAUGCAAAAUGGUUCGUUUUCAUUGAAGACGACACGUACCUUGCCUGGAACAAUCUCCUAGAGUAUCUGGGCAAUUUCGAUGCAAGAAAACCAUACUACAUUGGCAAGCAUCUCUACAUCAACAACAUCGAGUUCGGGUACGGCGGCGCGGGUUUCAUCCUUUCCAAUCCGGCGAUGCGCAAGGUCUCGGAGCAUCGAUCCGUUCGCAUCAAGGACUACGAGGAUUUCACGGCCACGCACUGGGUGGGCGACUGCGCUGUGGGGAAGAUCAUGGAGGAUGUAAAAAUCCCCCUUCACAAGGCCUUUCCACAUCUACAAGGCGACGCACCUGCUACCAUGGAUCCGGCAACGGUCAAACUGAAUCGCGACGCGUGGUGCUACCCCGUGAUAACCUAUCACCACGUCUCUCCAGCGGAGAUUGAAGAGCUCUGGAACUUCGAGCAGGACUGGUUCAAGAGACACGACGUCCUCCUGCGCCACCGCGACAUCUUCAUGGAGUACGUAGGCCCUCAGAUCAGCGCCUUCAAACCGGAGUGGGACAACAUGUCGACCGACAAGGAGUUCAACGCGCACGACCACGGCAAUUCCCCGGAUCCCAUCGAGCGCGAGGCAUGGAAGUCUUUCAAUCACUGCCACGCUGUAUGUGAAGCGAACCAGAACUGCAUACAAUUUUCGUACGAGGCUGGGAGCUGUUCGAUUUCCUUUUCUUUCCGUCUGGGCUACGCGAAGCCGAAAGAGAGGGUGCAGUCCGGGUGGAUGACGGACAGAGUGGAUGAGUUGUUUUUGAAACUGGAGAGUAAAUGCGGGAUUCGGGAUUGGUUUGGGCCGCAAGAGGGGGCGCUGUUUCAGCGGAGGAGAUGA